CCACACUUUCAAAGAUAGAUGGCACAUGAUUCUCAUGGUUCCGACCUCAUCUACAAUUCGAGUCUAAAAGAAGGCAGCCGCUAAUCAGAGCAUGCAAAUGCGACCGAAUAUUCUGACCAUCUGCAACGAGAUUUCGAGCACCGACGGCCUUAUGCCCUGCAUAUCGAAGAGAUCAAUUUCUCAGCGGGAUCUACUGACAUCUGGUUCUGCAUAUAAUUGUUGCCCUGCUUGGUUUAUCGCUUCCAUGGUAAGCGUUCUCCCCGUCUACUUUGUUUAUAUCCGGCCAGGUGGUUCUAUAGUCAUCAUUCCAAGGGAUAUUAUCCCCCGUUCUUUCGCUUUCGGUUUUCCUUUCCUUUUCCCCUUCUCCGAUGUUCUCUUGUCCCUGAAAAAUAAAAAAUGCAGCCGAUUUGUAAUAUUCUCGCAGUAAAUCGUUCUUUCCCACCCUCUUUUCCGUACUAACAAUAAAUCUUGUGCAUAUAUAAUUAGUGAGUAUACU
Messenger RNA from Aspergillus steynii IBT 23096, 496 nucleotides. RefSeq lists its product as uncharacterized. NCBI's taxonomy places the organism in Eukaryota, Fungi, Ascomycota, Eurotiomycetes, Eurotiales, Aspergillaceae. The record is from RefSeq and is a predicted model, not a curated record. Bases 92 to 427 code for a protein of 111 amino acids. The transcript has a single exon.